Molecule: messenger RNA, 2676 nt
Organism: Acanthopagrus latus (yellowfin seabream)
Lineage: Eukaryota; Metazoa; Chordata; Actinopteri; Spariformes; Sparidae
Product: extracellular calcium-sensing receptor-like
Exons: 10
Coding region: 1-2676 (891 amino acids)
Biological process (GO): G protein-coupled receptor signaling pathway
Cellular component (GO): membrane
Molecular function (GO): G protein-coupled receptor activity
Source: RefSeq, a predicted model, not a curated record
AUGGGAUCAGUCGUGCUGAGUCUUCUAUGGAGAACGACCAAGCUUGUGUUUUUGAGUUUGCUUUGGUGUGUCAUCCUUCCUCCUGCCAACUCCCAACAAGACCAGAGUCUACAGUGCAAAGUAAUCCCGGGUUCUAUGUCCCUGCCUGUGCUCGAGAAAAAUGGGGACAUUAUUUUGGGGGGACUCUUCUCCCUUCAUGAUAUGGUGGUGGAACCAAGUCUGUCCUUCACCUCUACGCCUCCUCCCACACAGUGCACCAGAUUUAACUUUCGGACAUUUCGUUGGAUGCAAACUAUGAUCUUUGCAAUUGAGGAGAUCAACAGAGAUGGCGAACUCCUUCCCAACAUCACACUCGGCUAUAAGAUCUAUGAUUCAUGCAGUACACCCCAUCAGGCUCUGAAAGCUGCCAUGGAGGUAAUGGGGAGCGAGAUGGAUUCAGGGGUUGAAGGAGACAGACAGAGAAAAGCCACCUGUCAUGGGGCGGUACCAGCAGUGAUAGGAGAUGGAGGCUCUACUCAGUCUCUCGUUGUGGCCCGUUUCCUGGGAGUCUUCCAUGUUCCACAGGUUAGUUAUUUCUCCAGCUGUGCAUGUCUCAGUGACAAACAUGAGUUCCCUGCUUUUUUAAGGACCAUGCCCAGUGACUUCUUUCAGGUAGAUGCACUAGUACAACUUGUCAAGCAUUUUGGCUGGACUUGGGUGGGUGUGAUCGCAGGUGAUGAUGCUUAUGGCCGUGGUGGGGCAAACAUCUUUGUAGAUGAGGUUAGAAAGUUAGGUGCUUGUGUCGCCCUCCAUGAGAUCAUCCCUAAGAACCGAGCACAAACUGCUGUUUCAUCUAUUGUUUCCAGGAUCCGCUCCUCUGGGGCUCGGGUGAUUUUAGUGUUUGCCGUGGAACAAGAUGUAGUUGCAUUGUUUGAUGAAGUACUCAGAGAGGGGCUCACUGGGAUACAGUGGCUGGCCAGUGAAGCUUGGAGCACAGCUGCUAUCCUCUCCACCCCGAAAAAGUAUCAUCACAUUUUGCAGGGUUCUCUGGGAUUUGCCAUUCGGCGAGCAGACAUCCCAGGAUUGCAAGACUUUCUACUUCGUUUGAACCCCAAAAGCCCAGAUGCCCUUGAGGAUCCCUUCCUGAUACCCUUCUGGGAAGAGGUGUUUCAGUGUAGCCUGGGUGUGCAGGCUGAAGGUCAGGAACAUAAUGUUGAGGAUAAACCUCGAUGCUCAGGAGCAGAAGACCUGAGGAGUGUGAAGAAUAUUUAUUCAGAUGUGACACAGCUAAGGAUUUCCUACAAUGUCUAUAAGGCAGUGUAUGCCAUCGCCCAUGCACUCAAGGCUAUGAGAAGUUGUGUGGAAGGAAAAGGACCAUUUCCUCUGCAGGCGUGUGCUGAUACAGACAAUAUCCAGUCGUGGCAGCUACUUCACUACUUAACAGAGGUGGAAUACAUGAACUCGUUUGGUGAUGAAACCAAGUUUGAUGAUAAUGGAGACCCCAUCGCCAUGUAUGACCUGGUUACCUGGCAGCUGACACCAAAUGGAGAAAUUGACUUUGUCACUAUUGGCAAAUUUGAUGAGACAACCACAGCUGGAGAGCAAAAACUCAAGAUACAGGAACAGAACAUUGUAUGGAAUGGCAACCAAACUGAAGUUCCCUUGUCAGUAUGCAGCAGCAUUUGUCCCCAAGGUACCAGGAGGGCGAUCAGACCUCACUUUCCUAUCUGCUGCCAUGAUUGUGUGGUUUGUACAGCUGGGGAGAUUAGCAAUUACACUGAUGCCAUAGAGUGUACACGCUGCCUGCCAGAGUUCUGGUCCAACGCUGAGAGGACAGCCUGUAUCCCCAAACAGGUGGAGUUUCUCUCCUUUAGUGACACCAUGGGAAUCACACUGGUGACGAUUUCCCUCAUCGGCUCCUUCUGUACCUGUGUUGUGGUCCUCAUAUUCUCCUGUCACAGGACCAGCCCUAUUGUCAGGGCCAACAACUCUGAGCUGAGCUUCCUGCUGCUCUUCUCCUUGACUCUGUGUUUCCUGUGUUCUCUGACCUUCAUCGGCCGGCCCUCUGAGUGGUCCUGCAUGCUGCGACACACAGCAUUCGGCAUCACCUUUGUCCUCUGUGUCUCUUGUAUUCUGGGGAAGACAAUUGUGGUGCUAAUGGCAUUUAAAGCAACACUUCCAGGCAGUAAUGUCAUGAGGUGGUUUGGGCCUGCGCAGCAAAAGGCAAUCAUCACCUUUUGUACACUGGUCCAGGUUAUCAUAUGUACUGUGUGGCUGGUAGUUUCUCCCCCAACUCCACUGCGAUUGAUGCCACGCGAGAGCGCUGUCAUCAUCCUCCUGUGUGAUGAAGGUUCACCGAUAGCAUUUGCUCUCGUCCUGGGCUACAUCAGCCUGCUGGCCUGCCUCUGCCUCCUCUUGGCCUUCCUGGCAAGGAAACUCCCAGACAACUUUAACGAGGCAAGACUCAUCACCUUCAGCAUGCUAAUUUUUUGUGCAGUGUGGGUAGCCUUUGUUCCUGCCUAUAUCAGCUCUCCAGGGAAGUACGCCACAGUCACAGAGGUGUUUGCUAUCUUGGCCUCCAGUUAUGGACUGCUUGGCUGCAUCUUUGCGCCAAAGUGCUACAUAAUCCUGCUUAGGCCAGAAAAGAACACAAGAAAACACCUGAUGUCCAAAGUUGUCCUUACGGACAAAUUUUAG